CAAGCCCUGGGUUUAUCUCGGUCUACAGCAGGUGGCAGCAUCACCGUUUACAGGUUCAGGUCGUGGUUCAGGUUAGGAGGACCUUGGCGCCAUGUUGUGUUGAUCGACUGUUGCUGGGCAACCCAUGAAACGACAUGACCGAGUUGCACCAAGCUGCAGCAGCAGGCGACUUUGACCAGGUUGAGGAGAUUCUGAGGCAAAAUAAAUGCGAUCCCAACCAGAGAGACAUCGACUGGAGCCACAAGACACCUCUUCACUGGGCAGCGGCUAAAGGACAUACAGAAACAGUCAGGAUCCUCAUUGAGCACGGAGCUAGGCCGUGUCUGAGGACGGAGCAUGGAUGGACUCCAGCCCACCUCGCCGCAGAGUCCGGCCGGCUGGCCGUGCUGCGGCUGCUGCACUCCCUCCACGCUCCUAUGGACAAGGAGGACUGCUGUGGAGACAAACCAGUGCGGAUAGCGGAAAUAUAUGGACAUCAUGACUGCGUUCGAUUCCUUAAAAAAGCAGAGGCUGAGUGCCAGGCCUACCGCAAGAUGGCAGCCCAAAAAGGGAUUUCAAUGGACGACACAGACGAGGAGUGGGAAGAGCAGGGAAAAGAGAACGAAGAAAACAGGAUCUCUAAAUGCAACAUCCAGAUGUAGGCCUGAAUCACCUUCACACAACAAAGCAUAAACAAGUGUUACAUCCUUUGAGCUUUUCAGCUGAGAGAUUUGCUGUGGCUUCCCAGUGCAAUUUAAAAUAUGUAUAUUUGUAUGUAUAACAAACAGUAAAUCAUCAUACAGUGAAUUUAACCCCCCCCCCCAGUCAUAAACCAAAACAAACAACAAAACAAAACAAAAAUAGUCACAUCAGAGAGUAACUGUAGCUUACUCUCUUAUCAGUGGUUUUAUGUGUAAAAUGUAGUUUGCUUUGAGUUAAAAGUGCAAAUGUUAGAGACGAUUUUCACUUCUUCCACGUUGACUCUAACUUUGUGGUGCUGUCACUGAUGGAUGCCGGAGCCUGGAGAGUAAAGGAGAGGGAUGUGUAAAAUUAAUCAGUAGUCACUGCGGUGUUUUACAUGUGAGUAAACUCAGUCGUAGCGCACUUACACUUUUCUUGAGACGUUUCAGCAGCGCUUCACGGGUCUGUCAACAUUGGAUUAAAACACUUUUAAUGAUGCUGUACCACCCAUUUGUUGUUGAGGACAUUUCUUAUCACACAUUUAACUCAUUAAAAAAGAGGAAACAAAA
This is a messenger RNA of Lates calcarifer (barramundi perch), 1229 nucleotides long. Its product is annotated as ankyrin repeat domain-containing protein 66. Gene Ontology annotation, molecular function: protein binding. The record is from RefSeq and is a predicted model, not a curated record. NCBI's taxonomy places the organism in Eukaryota, Metazoa, Chordata, Actinopteri, Centropomidae. The transcript is spliced from 3 exons. The coding region runs from base 135 to 641 and encodes 168 amino acids.